Molecule: messenger RNA, 4291 nt
Organism: Labeo rohita (rohu)
Lineage: Eukaryota; Metazoa; Chordata; Actinopteri; Cypriniformes; Cyprinidae
Gene: gata4
Product: GATA binding protein 4
Exons: 6
Coding region: 125-1261 (378 amino acids)
Biological process (GO): cell fate commitment; positive regulation of transcription by RNA polymerase II; negative regulation of transcription by RNA polymerase II
Cellular component (GO): nucleus
Molecular function (GO): zinc ion binding; DNA-binding transcription factor activity, RNA polymerase II-specific; RNA polymerase II cis-regulatory region sequence-specific DNA binding
Source: RefSeq, a predicted model, not a curated record
UCCACCCUCAUCAUCCUCUGCCGUCUGCUGCCGUCAAGUCAAGUGAAGCAGAAAAUGCUCCCGACGGGCGCAGGGUGAAGGUCAGCCCGGUAAGAUCGAGUGGAAUGAUCGCUCACCUGUGGACAUGUAUCAAGGUGUAACGAUGAGCACAAACCACGGACCCGCGUCUUACGAGCCCGGUUUCCUCCACAACGCCGCCUCCGCUUCGCCGGUGUACGUGACACCCACCCGGGUCACCCCGAUGAUCCCGGCGCUGCCUUACCUCCAGACGCCGCAGCAGAGCAGCCCGGCGUCCGGACACUCGGGGUGGGCGCAGGCGGGCGCGGAUACGGUCGCUUCUUACAGCUCCACCGGCGGGCACCAUCAUUCCCCGGUCUCCAGGUUCGCGUUCUCCACGAGCCCUCCGUUAACCUCCGGGGUCGCGACUGCCCGGGAGACGGCGAGUUACACGAGCCCGCUAAACAUCUCCGCUGGCGGGCGGGAUCACUACGGGUCGCGCGGUCUGAGCGGAUCCUAUCACAGCGGGUACCCGGCCUACGUGAGCCCGAACAUCGGAGGCUCGUGGACGGCGUCGCACUUCGACAGCUCCGUGCUGCACAGCCUCCAGAGCGGAGGAGCGGCCGCUGCAGCGCGACACCCGAAUUUAGAGUUGCUGGAUGAUUUCGCUGAGGGUCGUGAGUGUGUGAACUGCGGGGCGAUGUCUACUCCUCUGUGGCGGCGGGACGGGACGGGUCAUUACCUGUGUAACGCUUGCGGUCUCUAUCACAAGAUGAACGGGAUCAACCGGCCGCUCAUCAAACCCCAGAGACGACUGUCUGCGUCCAGACGGGUUGGUUUAUCCUGCACUAACUGUCAGACGACCACAACUACUCUCUGGAGACGCAAUGCAGAAGGAGAGCCGGUCUGCAACGCCUGCGGACUCUACAUGAAACUCCACGGGGUUCCUCGUCCUCUCGCCAUGAAGAAAGAGGGAAUUCAGACCCGCAAACGCAAACCAAAAAAUAUCAACAAAUCCAAACCUGGGUCAUCUGAGGGUCAGAUGCCAUCCAGCGCUGUCAACUCCAGUCCCACAGAAGAACCACGACCCAUAAAGACGGAGCCGGACACGGCGUCACUCUACGCACACCAUAAUAUGAACACACCGGUCUCUGCGUUUCCGUCUUAUAUGGGAACUCCAAGUUCUAGUUCUGCUCUUAAACUUUCUCCAAGUGGAUCUUCCAGCUCCAAAACCGAAGUGUGGAACAGCCUGAUUCUGGCAUAAGAAACCAAGAUACUCCUGCCAAAAAGCGUCACUCCCUAAAGCUCAGAGUCGGCCUGUAGAACCUCGUUUGGGACCAGAACAACUGGUCUGUUGGGGGUCAGAACCAGCGAGCUUCAAUGAAGAUAUGAAGAUGCCAAUCUCUGAUGUGUAGACAAUCACUGAAAGAUACAGUGUGAACCAAACACUGAGCUUGAUUCACAUCAACAGAGCAGUUGUAGCAGAAAACCCUGGACUUGAUUGUAAACAUGCUGACAAUCAAAGGAACCAAAGACCUUUCAGUCCCAGCAGAUCAGGAGAACUUUAAAAAACCUAAAUGGACUCAUAGUACUUUACUCAACUUUAAAAACAUUUGAGUAGCAUUUAUUAAAGCAAUAGUUCUCCCCAAAAUUACAUUUUGCUCCAUCCAAGAUAUAGAUGCGUUUGUUUCUUCAUCAGAUUUGGUGAAAUGUAGCAUUGCAUCACUUGCUCACCAAUGGAUGUGAAUGGGUGCCGUCAGAGUGAGAGUCCAAACAGCUGAUAAAAACAUCACAAUAAUCCACAAGUAAUUCACACCACUCCAGUCCAUCAAUUAACAUCUUGAGAAGACAAAAGCUUCUCAAGCAUCUCUAAGAGUCCAUAAUCCAUAAUAAUGCUUCCUCCAGUGAAAAGUCCAUCUUCUGUUGUCUCUCACAUCAAAAUCCAGCCACAUAUUUGUUUAGAGCUGUUUUGGCUUGUAAACGCUAAUAAUUUAAUUUGUAGGAUUUACUUACUGCUACUGCUCUGUACAAUCUACUUACUACUGAAUUUAACAUUCAUAGGAAAAAUUAAGUAAAUAUUACAUAAUGAUAUAUAAUUUCACUUAUAGAAUUAAGUAAAAUCUACUUACCCAAGUUAAGUAAUUUAACAACGAAAAUACGUAACUUAAGGCUUAAGUACCUCAAAGCUUACUUGGCAACACAUUGAUUUUACUUAAUUUAGCACCUAAUUAAACCAUGCUUUUAAAGUGUAUGUUACUUAGAAACAUCUAAGUAAAUUAUACAACUGAUAUCAUGUAGACACCAUAUAUACAUAAUCAAUAAAGCGGUGCUUAUCCGAACAUAGAGACUUCAAUACUUGGUACACAAUAUAUGAUGAUGGUAACAUUCUGUGGUUACAUUUUGAGCAUUAAUGUGUCAUUUUGAGUAGAAAAUUAGCUCCAGUUGCAACAAAAUCUAAAUCUAUCAACAAAACAAUGAUAAAACAGGGGGGAAAAUCAACCUUAUUAAUUAUUCAUGCCCAGUGCAUGAUGGGAACACCAGUAUCAAAAAAGUUGAGUAGGUUUUACUUAAUUUUAUAACAUUUAUAUUUAUGCUUUAAUUUCUACAAGCUUGAAUUUAGUACCAGUAUAGAAUUUAUUUUGUUUUUUAAACUUUUUCAUGUAGAAAUGACAUUUUUCUGUAGUAUUUACUACACCACAGAAUCAUUUUUAUCAGUGCAGAUUUCUCUCCUGAUUCAGACCAGAUGACUUUGGAGUUUAAAAUGUUUUGAUAAUGGAUUUGUUUCUUACAAACACACAGCUUUUGUCUUUUCAAGAUGUUAACUGAUGGACUGGAGUGGUGUGGAUUACUUGUGAAUUAUUGUGAUGUUUUUAUCAGCUGUUUGGACUCUCAUUCUGACGGCACCCAUUCACAUCCAUUGGUGAGCAAGUGACGGAAUGCUAUAUUUCUCCAAAUCUGAUGAAGAAACAAACUCAUCUACAUCUUGGAUGGCCUUACAGGAAGUUAACUUUCAGCAAAUUUUUAUUUUUGGGUGAACUACUCCUUUAAAAAAGAAAAUAGUGGUGUCAUAGCGGUGGCAGGUUUUGCACAUGCAAACAACAGUUUUCUCAAGAAAAUGUAGUAAUUGUUGCGGUUUGUUGCAACAUUUUUAAAACAGAACAGAAACAAUAUUUAAAUGAAGCUCAAAGCACUCCCGCUGUAUUUCAAUUGAUAAUUCUCUUUUUCCUUUACACUAUAUCUGCAGGGAAACAUCUAUUUUCUUUUAUUGUCAUGAUGAAUAUUAUUAAUCAUGUCUACGCGCAGAUAUAUUCCAAGGAACCUGCAGUGUGUUAAUCCUGCUCACUUUUGACUUUUUUGUUCACAAAGAAAAUUCUGAUUUGAUGCAAUUUAGGUUUUUAUUUUCAGUGGCAUCUAUAAUCAAUACUGUUGAGUCGACCUGAAUCCUUUGCAUUUGGUAACUAACUUCCUGUCUAGAAAGCCACUUCCUUGUAACUUUAUAAAAAUAACCCUCACCACAAAUUUUACUUCCUUUUCAUAUCUAAAAAAAGAAAAUCCCCUUCGUCGCAGCUGAGCUCCUGUAAUUUUAUCUGAUUUUUAAAUAACUUUUUAUAUUUAUUUCUAUAAAGAAAACAGGGUUACAGUUUCUCUUUUCAACUGGAAAGGUGACAACUGCUUGUAAAGUCAAUUUGAAUUUGUGCAUCUGAUCUCUCAUUAUAAAUUAAACGUUGUUAGCAUUUCUCAUUAGCCUGUAAAGAAAAUAGAAAGUCCACAUGUAAUUCUUUUUGUGUAGUAGCAUUCUAUAAUAUUAAAUGUAUAUAACUGUAUGUAUGGGAAACAGCUCACUCCAUGUUUAACUGUUGUUGUGCUAAACAACAUCUAUGUGAAAACUAGAUUAAACUGCUUGUAAUUUUAGAUUCAACUUUUUUCUUUCACAGAGAACAAGGUUUUCCAUGUCUUUAAAUGCCCAGCAAAUCCAUUUAAUAAUAAAGUCAAAUAAUAUUUUAACAAACACUAAAGAAUUGUAAUACUAGGAAUGAUAACGAUAACUAUAUUAGCAGUAUUAGCUGCAGCUUUGCCGCUUUAAAUACUGUAACGUUUUAAAGCAGGAUUCUGAUUGGCUGUCAAUGUUUUAUCGUUAACUAGCUGGGAAAAAACCUUCUGAAAGUGAUACCAAUAUGUGUUCUUCUUUUAAAUUGAGAAUGAUUAUAUUGUUAUCAUUACAUUUAUAGUGACCAAUAAUUAUCAUUAUAAUGAAUGCUGUGAAUGGGCCUUAAUAAACAUAAGUUUCAGAAUA